UGGAAAAUAAAGCGUGAAUUUUCAAUGUCAGUGUAAAACAUUAAAGUUACAUAAAAAAGCAUGGGUGGAUCUGUCAGGAAGUUCAUAAGACCGAAAGCCUACUAUGACAUUGAAAGAAGAGCACUGAAACAGAUUGAGAAGGAAAAGGAUAAACCAAGAGCAGCUCCGAAACACAAAUCGCGUGCAAAAGAUCAAGAGGACGUAUACGCUAAUCCUGACCCAUCACUGCUAAUGAAGAAUGAACAAUUAAACAGUCGAAUGAAGGGGAUGUACCUAGAGUCUUAUGGAUCAGCACCAGAGGUCAAAUCAAAAUCAAACCGCCCCCUGCCAGAAAAUCGUUUACAAGUGGAGAGUACAUAUGACAAAUAUGGAUAUCACAUUCCAAACCGAGUCGCACAUGGGAAAGUCAACUUCAUGCAAAUGAUGGAGCUAUUACGAAAAUACUCAGAAUCCAAAGGCCAAUACAGCGCGGCUGACAUAGCGGAAGACUACAAAGUAGACCCAGUGAAAAUACAAAAUGUACUGAAUCAUUUCCAGGUCCUACAGAUUCAUUUACCAAAAGGGAAAGGAGUUCAGAGUUCAGCAGUAAAAUUAGAAAUCAAAGACAGUAAAACUGAUCCGAUAGGACAGAUAGAUUCCAAAGUCACCUGAGAUUAGUUAAAAAUAAAACUAUUAUUAUAUUAAAUUCUAAUUUAUUUCAUGUGUGAUAUUUGCCUGUCACUGCAGAGUAGUGAUUAUGUCUUGUUUUGAUUUUGAAAUGAGAGUAAUUAAUCUCUCUUAUUGUUGUAAUACUUGAAUAUAGAGUAAUUAAUCUCUCUUGUAA
This is a messenger RNA of Saccostrea echinata, 823 nucleotides long. RefSeq lists its product as uncharacterized. Gene Ontology annotation, cellular component: mitochondrion. The record is from RefSeq and is a predicted model, not a curated record. The transcript has 3 exons. NCBI's taxonomy places the organism in Eukaryota, Metazoa, Mollusca, Bivalvia, Ostreida, Ostreidae. Gene Ontology annotation, biological process: mitochondrial respiratory chain complex I assembly. Bases 61 to 651 code for a protein of 196 amino acids.